Schizosaccharomyces osmophilus is the source of this 1731-nucleotide messenger RNA. RefSeq names its product translation initiation factor eIF2A (gene eif21). Lineage: Eukaryota; Fungi; Ascomycota; Schizosaccharomycetes; Schizosaccharomycetales; Schizosaccharomycetaceae. Bases 1 to 1731 code for a protein of 576 amino acids. Gene Ontology annotation, biological process: translational initiation. Gene Ontology annotation, molecular function: tRNA binding; mRNA binding; translation initiation factor activity. The record is from RefSeq and is a predicted model, not a curated record. Gene Ontology annotation, cellular component: cytosolic small ribosomal subunit. The transcript has 2 exons.
AUGUCCCAAAAAAAUCAAUUUGCUUUUCGGUCAACUAAGGCCAUUGGGCUCGUGAAUGCCAGCGAAAACUUUACCAAGCCAGCUGCAUUCGAGGAAGUUGAUGAAAUAGUUCGUGUUUCUUGCUAUACUCCUAACGGGAAAUACUAUGCAUACGCUAGCCCAAAUAAUGUUGUUAUCAUUGACACUGGGUCUGGAAAGACAUUGAGAGUUUUGCCAGCAGCAAACGUUUACGAGCUGGGAUUUUCUCCUCUAGGAAGCAUCUUAGGUACAUGGGAGCGCCCUGGCAAGGAAGCUGAUGGAAAUCCCAAGCAAAAUAUGAAGAUUUGGAACACCGACACCGGCGACUUGAUAUUCAGCUUUGUUCAACGUAACCAAACUGGCUGGAACUUGCAAUACACCGUCGAUGAAAAACUUGCAGCUCGUUUGGUGACCAAUGAGAUUCAUUUCUAUGACACUGCCAACUUGGGAAAGCCUCCAGUAUUCAAGUUACGAGUGGAAGGAAUGAGUGACUUUGCUUUGUCUCCCGGACGGAACCACAUCGUUGCUGUGUUUGUCCCGGAAAGAAAGGGUGCACCAGCCUCGGUUCGUACAUACAGCAUUCCCAACUUUACCAGACCCCUUUCCCAGAAGACAUUCUUCAAGGCCGACAAGGUUCAAUUCAAAUGGAAUGCUUUAGGUACUUCUCUAUUGGUUUUGACACAAACUGAUGUUGAUAAGUCAAACAAGAAUUAUUAUGGUGAAACAAAUCUAUAUCUUCUGGGAAUUACUGGCCAAUUUGACAGCCGUGUUGAUUUGGAUCGCGAAGGCCCUAUCCACGAUGUCGCCUGGAACACAAAUUCCAAGGAGUUCGGUAUUGUUUAUGGUUACAUGCCUGCGAAGACUUCAAUCUAUGACAGCCGUGCUAAUGUUAUCCAUACCUUGCCCCUUGCACCUCGAAACACACUUUUGUUUUCACCAAAUUCAAGAUAUAUCAUGUUGGCAGGUUUUGGAAAUCUCCAAGGUAGCAUUGAUAUUUUCGACCGCCUCAAUCAAAUGAAGAAAAUAACUACCGUUGAAGCUGCUAAUAGUACUUUCUGCGAAUUCAGUCCCGACAGCCAAUUCUUAUUGACGGCUGUCACAUCUCCCAGACUUCGUGUUGACAAUAGUAUUAAAAUUUGGCACAUUACAGGAGCACCCAUGUUCUAUGAAGAAUUCGCAGAACUUUAUCAGGCAUUUUGGAGGCCUAGCCUGUUAAACGUUGCUUUGGUGGAUGAUUCCCAAAGUGCUUCUAGCUUACCUUCUGCUCCAAAUGCUCACGAGUCUGCUAGCAAGCUGUCUUCCAAGCCUGCCGUUAAGCCUACGGGUGCUUAUCGCCCUCCUGGUGCUAGAGGCCAAGCUUCCACAUUCUCUUAUAAGCGUGAGGAGCUCGAUGUUUUGAGCAGCAACAGCGCUUCAAAGUUGCAAGCCACUCCUCGUCAACGUGUUGUUCCUGGUGCUGCCCCAGUGCCAGAAAAGAACAGCAAAAAGAACAAAUCUAAUAAUAGUCAGAAGGCUGCACCUCAACAACCUCCUGCUGAGGCGAGUGACGAGAAGAAAAUCCGUUCCCUCUGCAAAAAGUUGCGUGCCAUUGACGAUCUCAAGGCACGUUUGGACAAGAAUGAAGAGCUGGAGGCUACUCAAGUUAAGAAAGUAGAGUCCGAAGGAAAGGUUUUAGAGGAGCUGAAAGCACUUGGUUGGAACCCAAAUGCUUAA